Leptidea sinapis is the source of this 6852-nucleotide messenger RNA. Its product is annotated as (E3-independent) E2 ubiquitin-conjugating enzyme. Bases 99 to 4082 code for a protein of 1327 amino acids. The transcript has 25 exons. The record is from RefSeq and is a predicted model, not a curated record. NCBI's taxonomy places the organism in Eukaryota, Metazoa, Arthropoda, Insecta, Lepidoptera, Pieridae.
UGAUUUGACGCAUGCGCUACAGAAAUAUAUCAGCUGUCAGAAAGAAUUUAUUUACGUAAAAAACAAAAUUAAUUGUGUCCUUAAUAAUUCCCGUCAAUAUGGCGGGGCAAAAUCCAGGAUCACCAACCGAUUUCCAAUAUUUCUAUGAAGAUGAGGUGUAUAAAAUCAACAAUCGCGGACAGGUUGUUUUCGGCUUGGUGCUCGAGAACUUCGAAGCAAGUUCUAGCGAUCCAGAGAGUGACAUAGAAACUCCGAUUCAAAAAGGUGAAAUUCGAGUUGUGUGGCAUCCUUCAGGCACUGAACGUGUAGUUUCCGAGAAAUCGGUAGGAUUAGCGGAUCGUUCUUUGAUGCCAGGUGAUGUUGUGCGAAGACUUAUUGCUGGUAAAGAUACUCAAAGGGGCUACUGUCGAGAUAUUGAGAUGACAGCUGCAUUGCAAAUAGUGGGAACAAAACAUGUCAUUCAAAAUGUUGCAAGUGAGAGACUGCAGCCGUUAGAGGAGUUCACACCUGAUCUGGCUGUUUGUCUAGAAUCUUGGGUAGGCACAUCAAAGUCGGUACAUAGCAAACUCCGUUUAGUAUCAUCGGACGGGUCACGGCUAGAGUUUCCAGACCUGGAUUCUUGCGCACUAGAAGAUUAUUCAAAUCGUCGCCGCCGUGCCACUCCAUAUUCUUCAUCUGAAUUCUACCCUGGACAAGUUGUGUUCGGACCACUUGCAGCCCUUGAUAAUGCGAAUUGGCUCCACAUGACUAAGGAAAUGAAAGCUGCUAAGAAACACAAGAUGAAUGAUCACAAGUUCACAGUGGAGUCGGUCACUACAGAAAGUCUUAGUGUUCAUUGGCAAUGCCGGGCUCUGUGCACUAACACAGCCGAUACUGCACAGCCGCAGCCUCCCAAGUUCCUUGUUGAAGGGGAAGAUUUGAAAAGACUGAAACUGCUCAAUGUAUUUGAACCUUGCACACUGCAAGUGGGUGAUAGGAACUUUUUAACAAUUGGACCAGAAGACACCUUUAUAAGCAAAAAACAAUGGAGAAAAGAACAGAGUAAAUACUUUAGGAAUCUCCGUAAACAAAGCCGUCCCAAAAAGAAGUCUUCGAAAAGUGAUACGAGUGCGGUUGAACACAUGCCGUCAAGACCUAAAAAGAGGGCAUCUUCAAAUCGCAAACUCAAAUUGUCGAAUAUUGAAAUGGAUGUAGAUAUAGUGGAGGAGAAUCUCGAAUCUCUAGAUGAAGAGUUGAAAGUGGACAUAAAUUGUCCAAGCAUUAGGAUAGAACCCAGCAGUGAUGUCGCCCUGCCCAUCGCCAGCCAUGAUGAGAACACCACAGAGGAAAAGAAUGACUCUGGCAUAAGCCCAGAGCCAAUGAAAGAAGACGGCAGCUUGUUGAAUGGCGACAGGAUAUCCGUGCACCAGAGUGAUGAUGACUCUGACAAUUGGGAGAACACGAGCACCGACGGCAGCGAUACUGACAGCGGUGCUACUUGGUCGUCGCGAUGCUCUUCUGGCGCAUCUGGGUCGGUGCGCGGGAAGCGGUCUCCUCAGCUGGCCGUGCGGCUGCUUCGUGGCAAGCGACUGAAGCGUGCUCCACGUCGCGCUCCUCCCGCGCCGCCACCGCGUCGCCGGGACCGAGUCGUGGUCGAGACACUGCAUACCACUAGCGUGGCCAACGUCGUGUGGCAGGACGGCAGCAUAGAGAUGGGUAUACCGUCCACCCAGCUGUACCCCAUUCAUCACCUGGAUGGACAGGAGUGUUUCCCCGGAGACUUCGUCAUCAACGGCGCCGCCAAUGUUGAAGAUAAUCAGCUGAAGCACCGAGAAUACGGCGUAGUACAGCGAGUGGAUCAUCACGGGCGCACUGCAAUUGUGAAUUGGUACCGCACCUACACCAACGCUGAGGAACCAAUACCGCAAAUGUUACAUGAAAGCGAGAUGAGUGUGUAUGACCUGAAGGACCACCCCGACUUCCAGUACCGGCCCGGCACUGUCGUCAUCAGGGUCGCCAACUUCACCGGAGAGGAUGCCAAUUGUACUGCUGGACAGGUAAUUGAUAACUUCCCGACGGGCCGCGUCAAGGUGUGGUGGGUGGAUGGACACACCAGUAUGUGCUGGCCACAGGAUCUCUACAAGGUGGGCGAAUACGAUUCGGAAGACGGUGAUAUGUGGGCAUCGGAUGGGACGGCUUCCGAGGACUCGUGGGAGACACAGAGCUCAGCUCACGAUAAAGAACCUCACACCCCUGAUGACCUGCCCGAAGAUCUAGGGGAUCAGCUGCGUCCAAACGUAGCACACUACUCUGUCCGAGUGGUAGAGCCGACGAUACCAUCGCCGGUAGCGAGCGGAGCUGGUCCUGCGGUGCCUCGCGUGCUGCAGCCGCGGGUGGCGGCGCACAUUGAACGCGGCAGAGUCGCCAUGCAGCGACUCGAGGAGAUAUUCGCCGAGCAUCCAGCGCUGCAGAGCCAGGAGGUUAUGCGAAAGUUGUUGAAUCUCUACAAAGACUGUCGGUUCCUCGACCGUUUGAUGGGCACCACCUUCUUUCACGAAGAUCACUUCUUGGGAUUAAUAGAGCGCGUGAAGGAACGCGGGGCGAGUACGCCGUGUGCGGGCGAGAGACGUGUCCACGAGCAACUGGCCCGGCUGUUCGCCACCGAGUCGGAGACUGACUCCGUCUGCGAACCGGAAAUGAAGUGUGUCGUAGUAACAGAAGAUACUCCUAUCACCAUCACGCCGAUUGUCGCUGCCAACGUCACCGUGGAAUCAAUGGAGGUGGACGUCAGCUGUCCAAAGAAACCUCUCCACUUGAAUUUGGAGCUGGGUCAAGCGUCAAGCUCCGACACUACCCUUCAAACCGACGAUGCGGCUAAAUCGCUGAGCGAACAGCCGUCUACGAAGUCAUCAGAUACAGACGGGCCCCGCAACGUGUGCUACAAGCUGUGCUCGCUCAUACACGCACAGUUGCUCAAAGCCCAUGCGGAAGUCAGCCGACGAAGGCCGCAAGCGUUGGCCGAGUUCCUUAACGACUUAAUGCAAAUGAGAUCGUCGACUGAGGAGAAGUUACCCUACCACUUUUCUGUUCAGUAUGGAGCCCUGGUGGUUGGUCUGGCAGACCAGGAGAAAGAAGAAUCAAAGAAAGAGCAAACAAAUGAAGAUCAGCCUGCAGACAAGGCUGAUGAAAAAGAUGCCAAUCCCAUCGAGUCCGCGCCGCUAGCAACUGCCGAGGGCGAUAUAGAGACAGAGCCUCCCCCAGAAGUGGCCGAAGAGGAACACGUUGGUGAAGGGUUCUGCGUGCUGGAGUCGGCGCCGCCCAACCACCGCUUCCGACUGUCGAUGCUGCAGCCCAGUGAGCCCAGAACCUUCUACAGCGCGGUCAAGCGGGAGAUCAAGCUGCUCAAGAGCGAUUUACCGGCUGGGGUGUGGGUACGUGGCUACGAAGACCGUAUUGACCUGCUGUCUGUGAUGAUCGCGGGCCCCGAGCGCACGCCCUACGAGGGGGGACUGUUCAUAUUCGACGUGCAACUGGGGGGCGAGUAUCCCCGUGCGCCCCCCCUGUGUCACUACCACUCGUACUGCAGCGACAGACUCAACCCCAACCUGUAUGAAGACGGCAAGGUUUGUGUGUCGCUGCUGGGCACGUGGUCUGGUCGCGGCGUGGAGGUCUGGGGCAAGGACAGCUCGCUGCUCCAGGUGAUCGUGUCGCUGCAGGGACUCAUCCUAAACGACGAGCCCUACUUCAACGAGGCUGGCUACGAGAAGCAGAAGGGUACCCAACAAGGCAAGGAGAACUCCCGCAUGUACAAUGAGAUGGUACUGCUGAAGCUGGUGCAGUCCAUGACGCGGAUGACGCAGAACCCGCCCGAGCCGUUCCGCGAGGAGAUCCUUCAGCACCUCAACGCCACCGCGGCCGGCCUGUGUCGCCGGCUCGAGGGGCUGGUGGCGCUCUCCAACGGCCAGCAGACCGAUGUGCAGCCUCCGGACUAUCCCCUGGUGCCAGCGUCCCGAGGGUUCUGCCUCACGCUCUGCUCUUCGCUCCAAUCUUUCCGCGCGGCCCUACGCCGCAGUAACGUGCCCGUUCCCGACUCCACUUUAUAGCCAAACACCACGCCUACCAAUAGAUAGCACUAGGAACUAAUUGGGGGGUCUGCGCCUUUUGAAGGUACACUUGAUCUACUCUAGCUCAAAUUAUUACAAGCACGUAAGAUAGUGACUAUAAUGUGUUGUUACUGUUUAUGGGCAGAUACUACCAUUUAGAACCAAGUGAAUUAUAUUUUACUCAUAUCCCCAUAACAAAAACGUCUGAUUUAAAAGUAAGUUCGUUAUACGCUCUAAAACCCUUAAUUUUCUAUGCUUUGAAUUAUAUAAAUUUCACAGUCGGGUUAAAUUACUAAAAUUUACAUACUUAUCCAAAGACAUGAUCAUCUAGAACUGCCUAUCCAAUUUAUAUAAGGUGAAAAAAGGUGGUACUCAAAUAUGGUCUUGGGUUUGUAUGAAUUUUUAAAAUAUUUUCCAACAAUAUUCACAGAUAACUUGAUAUUGAGAAAUAUGGGGCAUAUUUCGAUCAAUAUUCGUUAAACCUUAUGUCAACCUGAAUGAAAAUACAAGUGUUGACUGAAAUAACACGUAUGUUGGUCCAUAUUUAUGUGAAUGUGUAUCAAUUGGGUAAACAAUUGUUGUUAAAUAGUUUUGAUCUGAAUCAUUACCCGGUUUAGCAGCUAAUGUAAUUAAUCGGCCUCAUCAGGCAUACCUUCAAGGCAUAGACCCAAGUAUUUCAAGUGAUACUGAGCUCCUGUCAUCGAGCACUUAGUUUUAAUAUUAUUUAUUAUAAUUCGAUUUAGAUAAUAGUCAUAACCGGCCGGCGUUAUGUUGUAUUACCAAAUUUAUAUUCCAAUACGAUUAAUCUCUAGUGGUAGGUAGGGUGGGUUUACACUGGAUGCCGAUGCAUAUUGCACUUGUAGGGUGAACAAGCUUGCAUGAAUUGUGGUUUUGUUAUUUUUGUCGCACAAAUUUAGUUAAAUCCAUUUGAACGGAUUGGGUGGCGCAUGUUCAUUGACGUUAGUGAUUCGUGGAUGUUCUUUGUAGAUUUGAUUUGUAAUUCGUCGCACUAAUAGAGGCAAUUUAAAAUUGGCAGUGGCACUGUUGUAACUUGCAGAUGUAAUUGUUGUCCAGUGUGUACUCACCCUUAGCGAGCAUGCCCAACUUUUGUUCAUAUUCGACGGCGAUAUGAGACAAACAGUUGAUUUUUAUUCAGUGAUAAUCUAAUAAUGAUAUUAUAAUUUAAAUAAUAUUACUUCGAUUUCACGCCUAUAAUAAUUAUAAUUUUUUUUUCAUUUUGUUACGUUUAUUGUUCACCGGUUUACGUUCUUAUACGACGACAAUAUACAUGCGUGUGACUUGCACGCACCUUACCUACCAUACCGUAGUGCUCUUACUUCGCAGACAUUUCAAGAAUGACAGAUGAUAUUGGCAGGACCGUAUCAGACUCUCUAUGUCUUAUCUGUAUUUUUGUAGUUAGUCUUUGACGGUACACUUUCCUGCAGACAGAUGUGUGAAACUGGAAGUCGUUUCAUGAAGUGCGUUCUACAUAUGCGUGUGUAUUGUGUGUUGGUCUAUAUUUACACUAUUUGUUCUGAACUGCUGCGAACAGUAAAUAUAUACGGUAAUACCGGCUACAUUGCAUGCUUUCGAUAAGAUAAAUAUAUUGUAUUAUUAAUGUAUAAUAUAUUAUUUAAUGUACCGGGAAGCUGGCCUUGUUUGUAGGUACUCAAAAUGGCGGCUUUCAAUUAUGACAGCAGUCACAAGUUUGACGGAUUAACGAUGAGUUUGUAGAAUGUGUACAUACUCUUUUUGUUAUGUCAUCAACUGUCAUGUUAGAAAAAUACUUAUAAUACCAUCAGUAAAUGCUAAGGUUUUCUAACAACCAGUUAUUCUAAAUUAAAUUUUUAGUACAUGUCAAUUAAACAUUUAUUAAAAUAUUAGCUUUAUUUCGUGUAAUGGAACUCAUCAGUUUCCCGGACAUUGUAUAUUAUGCAGCCAUGAAUAUAAUAUAUGUAUAUAAUUUCAUGAAAUAAUAAUUUUAAAAAUAUAUUUCAAAAUGUGUAUUUUUUUAUAUUUCGAAUUUCCCUUGCGUUAUAAUUUAUGUUGUUAUGAAAUGCGGUUCGUGUUGUUUAUGUGUGUAUAAUAAAGUGCACUGAUUUUUAUCUAAUUAUAAUUUUUGUUUUUAUUUUAUUUAUUACUACAGGCUUUACUUUUUAUAAGUUAUUAGAGGAAUAUGCAUUCCUAAAAAUAUUUUGGGGUUCUAUUCGAAAAUUAUAGACUUAAAGCUACAAAAAAGAAAUUAAUCAAAUUAAUUAUUAGUGUAAUGACUUAAAAAGCACUCGAGUUGUUAAGUUUCAUAGAAAACGAAUGGUAAAUUUCAAAUUUGUAGGUACCUAAUGUUUCCUCGUUAAGAUUAAAAAACAUCUACAAUAUAAUACACACUUUUUUGUAAUUUUUCCAUCAGGGAAAGAUGUGAAUGAAAUUUAAUUUAUAGAUACCUAUUUUAUGUGUUUACUAGAAAAUAAAUAAUACCAAUAUUUUUAUUUAAAAUAAUAAAUAGAAAAUGCUUAUAAAAAUGAAAUGAAAUCUAAAUAAAUUACUGCUCAGCCUGCGAUCUGUGUUGAUUCAUAAUUAUUCAACGUAUAUAUAUUAUAUUAUAUCCUUUGGAGUAUAUAUUUCGCGAGUGUAGCCGCGCGGUUGCCUCGUCAUUAUGUGCGUAAAAUAAUAACUCUGUACUUUUCAUGCCAAAGUCAAUUGAGCUAUGAACAGCUUACGUCACUUGUGUACUCAAUAAGUGACAGUUUUGAAAUAAAGUAAUUCUUCAAUA